Molecule: messenger RNA, 711 nt
Organism: Sordaria macrospora k-hell
Lineage: Eukaryota; Fungi; Ascomycota; Sordariomycetes; Sordariales; Sordariaceae
Biological process (GO): vesicle-mediated transport
Molecular function (GO): GTP binding; GTPase activity
Source: RefSeq, a predicted model, not a curated record
AUGGCCGAUACGAACGCGCCCAAGCCCAGCAGCAGUGUCAAGCUGGUGCUUCUAGGUGAAGCUGCCGUCGGAAAGUCGUCGCUUGUCCUCCGAUUCGUCAACAAUGACUUCCAAGAGAACAAGGAGCCCACGAUAGGAGCCGCCUUCCUAACCCAGAAGUGCAACCUGCCUACGAGGACGAUCAAGUUCGAGAUUUGGGAUACAGCAGGCCAAGAGCGCUUCGCUUCUCUGGCGCCCAUGUACUACCGCAACGCCCAAGCCGCCCUUGUCGUCUACGACCUGACGAAACCUACUUCGCUCAUCAAGGCCAAGCACUGGGUCGCCGAGCUCCAGCGACAAGCAUCUCCCGGCAUCGUUAUUGCGCUCGUGGGUAACAAGUUGGAUCUGACCAGCGACUCUGCCGGCACUGCCGAGGUUUCCGGAGACGGCGACGACAACGCGGAGGAUUCGGGCGACGCUCGCAAGAUUUCGACCGAGGAGGCCAAGACAUACGCUGAGGAGGAAGGUCUCUUGUUCUUCGAGACCUCGGCCAAGACCGGACACAACGUUACCGAAGUUUUCACAGCCAUUGCGAACGCCAUUCCUGAGACGUCGUUGAAGAGCGCGCGUGGGCCUGGUGCCUCGCAUGCUGGUGUCAGUCGUACAGAAGAGCAGAGGGUCAACCUUAACGGGCCGCGGGAUUCCCACGCAAAGGAAGGUUGCGCCUGUUAA